Molecule: messenger RNA, 2361 nt
Organism: Ailuropoda melanoleuca (giant panda)
Lineage: Eukaryota; Metazoa; Chordata; Mammalia; Carnivora; Ursidae
Product: immunity-related GTPase family M protein 1-like
Exons: 3
Biological process (GO): autophagosome assembly; innate immune response; cellular response to interferon-beta
Cellular component (GO): endoplasmic reticulum membrane
Molecular function (GO): GTP binding; GTPase activity
Source: RefSeq, a predicted model, not a curated record
AUGCGUCCACCACUCUGUGUGCCUGGCCCUCCUAACUCCCUGCUUUUCCUAUUUCUGCAGGACACUCCACUGCUCUAUGAUGUGACACAGCCCACCCACUCUCUUCACACCCCAUUACUUACAUCCACCACCUCUGAUAUUCCGUACAAUACGGGCUGAAGUGUCUUGCCUAAGGAGAUUGCCAUCAACAUGGAAAAGGCCUUGGGAGGAGGGAAUUUGCUGGAGGUGGUCUCUGUAGUUAGGGGGACCUUGAAGACAGCAUCCAAUGCCCCAGUGUGCAUUGCAGUGACUGGGGACUCCAGCAAUGGCAUGUCCUCCUUCAUCAAUGCGCUGAGGGGAAUUGGGCAUGAAGAGGAGGACUCAGCUCCCACUGGGGUGGUGAGGACCACCCAGAUUCCCACUCGCUACUUUUCCCCCCACUUUCCCAAUGUUGUGCUGUGGGACCUACCUGGAACAAGGGCAGCUAUCCAAAGCCUGGAGAACUAUAUGGAAGAGAUGAAGUUUAGCCAGUAUGACCUCUUCAUCAUCAUUGCAUCUGAACAGUUCAGCAAGAAUCUUGUGAAGCUUGCUAAAAUCAUCCAAGGCUUAGGAAAGAAGUUCUAUGUCGUCUGCACCAAGCUGGACAGGGACCUCAGCACAAGUGCCCUCUUGGAGGAACGACUCCUGAAGAAUAUUCGGGAGAAUAUCCGGGAAACUCUCCAAAAGGAGGGAGUGUGUGAACCCAACAUAUUCCUGGUCUCCAGCCUUGAACCUUUAUUGCAUGACUUCCCAAAGCGUAGGGGCACCUUGCACAGGGACAUUUCUGACAUCAGGUACUGUGUACCCCUACAGAGUCUGUCCCACACUUACGAGAAGGCCAUUAAGGACAAAGUGACCACUUGCAGGGGGAAAAUAGCCUCAAAGUCUUUUGACACCGUUGGCAUCUGGAAUGCAGAUGAUCUGGAGGAGAGUCCGAUAGUCUACCGCUUGCUCUUUGGUGUGGAUGAUGAAUCUCUCCAGCAGAUGGCUCAGACUACGCGGAAACCCAUGGAGGAGUACAGAGCCAUUAUGAAGUCUCAGGAUCUAUACACCGUCCUCAGAGAGGACUGGCCAUUAUCUUGAGUGAACUGUAAUACAGUCUCUUCCUUAUAUUCAAUUCUGAGAUACAUCCCACUGUUAGGUGACUUUAUUUUCAACUCCCUGAGGAAGUGGAAACACAGACACCUCCUUGAAAUAGUUGCCAAGGACACCAAGGCCAUCCUGAAGAAAAUCCUGACACAGUCCAUCAUCUGAGGAAGUGAUGCCUCAGCAGGCUCCUUCUGGAGGUAAGUCAGGACAUCUGGGAUCUUCUCCUCACACUUUCCCAUUUCUGAAUUGUCAAUCAAGCUCAGUUACUUCCACGUCCAUUGAUUCUAUGUUCCCCAAGGUAUAAGAGAUGACUUGCUCAUUUUGAACCCAUGUGAGGAAAUUCCCAAAUAUGUUCUACUUUUGUCAUUUAUUAAACGAGCCUGUAUCCAAAGGUGGCAGAAAAGAUCUGCUCAGUGCGACAUACAAUCUCAUUCUGACAUCCCCUUAUCACUUAACUCUCAAUCAUUUCUCCAACACCCGUGUUCUGUCACUUCUCAUCUCACUCUGUGGACACACACAAUCUUGACCUGCCUGUAGGUCAGUGGUAGACACUCUAAGAUGGCCUCCAACAUUUUCUCCUAUUUUCAUGGCUAUGUUUAAUCCCUUUCCCUGCAGUGACUAAUAGAAUAUGGCAGCAAUAAUGGAAUGUCCAAAAAGUCCAGAACUUUGUUAUGAAAAGUGUAGCUCUGUCUUAUAAACAUUCUGUUCACUGGCUCUGUCUUACCCCUGCUCCAGCUCUGUCCCCCUCUCUCUCACUCUCUGUCUGCCUCUCCAUUUUCUUCUCUCUGCCUAGUAACCAUAGAAAUUUUAAACUGACCUGCUAUAGAGGCCCUGAAGAAUCAGAGGCCAUGGGGAUGAGAACCAAGGCUGCCUGCAUUAACUGCCAGCCAUGGAAGUAAGUCAUCUUGGGAGUAAAUCGUCCAGCCCCAGCAAGGCUUCAGAAGAUGCAGCCCAGCUGAUAGCUUGACUACCACCUCAGGAGAGACCCUUAUCCAGAACCACACAACAGAGCUUGUUCCUGGAUUUCUGACCCUCAGAAUCUAUAUGCAAAUAAACCUUUGUAUUAAGCCACGAAGUUUCAGGGUAAUUUGAUCCACACCAACAGGUAACAGAUAAUGCUAUCAAGAAGUUCCUUAGAAAGGGCACCUGGGUGGCUCAGUCAUUAAGAGUCUGCUUUUGUCUCAGGGCGUGAUCCCAGCAUUAUGGGAUCUAGCCCCACAUCAGGCUUCUAUGCUGGGAGCCUGCUUCUUCCUC